Messenger RNA from Plectropomus leopardus (leopard coralgrouper), 700 nucleotides. RefSeq lists its product as uncharacterized. The record is from RefSeq and is a predicted model, not a curated record. NCBI's taxonomy places the organism in Eukaryota, Metazoa, Chordata, Actinopteri, Perciformes, Serranidae. Gene Ontology annotation, biological process: signal transduction. Gene Ontology annotation, molecular function: protein binding.
UACCUCGUGGAGAGUGAAUAAAAUCUCUGCUGUUUAUUAUGUAACGAUCGCUGAUAUCUGUGCAGAGAAAUCUUUCUCACGCGAUACAUUUGAUUUAUGAAGACAGUUAAUUAAAGUGUGACUCGCUCUGCUGAUCAUUUGGAAUUUGAGAUAAUGCCCAACAAAGCCCAAGAGGAUGCUGUAAUUAACCUGAAGACACUGCAGGAGAUUUCCACUCAGCUUGGUUUUGAGUGGACGGUUCUGGCGUAUGAGCUCGGCUUUAACAGAGCUGAAAUCGGGCGCUUCCACAACAAAUCCACAGAGAAAAGUGUCCAGGCCAGGACCAUGUUGGGAAACUGGUAUGAGAAGUCCUGGGACAAGCCCAAUAAGACCAAGCUGCUGCAGGACGGACUGGAGCGAGCAGGCAGACGGGACCUUGCUGAGAGGCUGCGUUGCCUCCACUGGGGCCACCAGAAGCUGAGCCAGAGGGUGGAGCUGCCCUCUGCCUUCCCCUUCCUUAUCACAGUCCACAAGACCAUCCGCAACCAAGACGCACUGCGCAGGAUCAACGACCUCAACCGUAGAUACACUUAAAGCUGCCUAUGGCCAUAAUUCUUACUUUACAAGAAUAUAGUACUGCAGCCUUCAAUAAUCUCAAAUUAAUAUGCUGAAUGUCACUUAACAAAUGAAUGAGAAUCAUGUGACAUGAAGUCAUGCAAAA